CGGCAGGCGCGCGGAGCGGACCCGGCGCCGAGCAGACCCCGCCGGCCCGAGGCGCAGGGCGAGACCCGGAGCGGCGAGACCCGGCGCGGAACGCGGACGACGGAGCGCCCCCCGCCCCGCGCGCGGAGGCCCGGGGUGGCCGAGGCGCGCCGGCGCGUUGGCAGGAUGCAGGCCAUGGACCCGACCUCGGGGAAUUUUGAUCAGGAGGACGGCAAGGACCUGGACUUCUACGACUUUGAGCCGCUGCCCACCGUGACCGAGGACGAGGAGAACGUGUCCCUGGCCGACAUCCUCUCCCUGCGGGACAGUGGCCUCAGCGAGCAGGAGGCCUGGGCCGUGUGCCUGGAGUGCAGCCUGUCCCUGAGGAGCAUCGCCCACGCGGCCAUCUUUCUGACGCUGUGCAUCACCCCCGACACCCUGGCCUUCAACACCAGCGGGAAUGUGUGCUUCAUGGAGCAGCUCAGCGAUGACCCUGAGGGUGCCUUUGUCCCUCCAGAGUUUGACGUGACCGGGAACACCUUUGAGGCUCACAUCUACUCCCUGGGGGCCACGCUGAAAGCUGCCCUCGAGUAUGUGGCUGAGCCAGAGCAGGAGCCCAGGCUGAGCAGAGACCUGGAGGCGCUGCUGGGCCAGAUGCAGGCAGAGGACCCUGGGGACCGUCCCGACCUCGAGAGCAUCAUCGCGCUGUGCGAAGAGAAGACACGGCUCACAUCCUGCCAUCUGUGCCGGAGCCUCUCAGCCGUCGGGAGGCGGGUGCUCUCCAUCGAGUCCUUCGGAGCGCUUCAGGAGGUCAGCGAGAACACAUGGAGGGGGAGCCUUGCUCCAAGAAGCGGGGGCCCCAAGAGGCAGCCGGGCGCCCACGCCAUUGGCCCAGAGUUCCCGCCCACCCUGGAGCACUCCCCAGCUCCAUCCACCAAGCCUCUUCUGUCAGCCCCCAUGGAAAACAGAGAGAGCACCCUGGACGCGCAGCGCCCCCCAGGCGACCCGGACAGAGGCUUCCUGGAGGGGGGCCGCCUGAGGAAAGUGCAGACCUUCCCCAGGCUCCCGCCUGAGAGCCCCGAGACCAGAGCGCUCUGCCUCACGCUGGCCAGCACGAAAAGCCAGCAGCCUGCACCCAAACCCACCCCUCCAGACCCCAGGAAGGAACUUCCGGAGGGGACAGAUGGCCUCUGCAGCUUCAAGGCACAGCCCAAGGCCGGACCGCGGCUGGAGCUGCAGCCUAAGCCUCAGCAGGCCAGGGCCAGAGGCGCGAGCCACAGCGAGGACCGGGGAGCGGGGGCGUCGGGCCAGAGCCCCACCAAGGAAAGCCCCCCGCUCCCUUCUGAAGCCCCUCAAGACGCAGACCCCAGGACCCCCAGGGCUGACAAGGGAAUCCCAGAGGGAGCCAGGGAACUGGAGAACGCAGCCACAGAGCAGGGCAUCUCCCUGCAGGACCUCCUGUCCAAGCUGGGCCGGCCCUUCAAGGAGUACGAGCUGUGGGCUCUGUCCCAUGCCUGCCUCAGCAAUCUGCACAAGCACAGCCAGCACCCAGCCUACCUGUGUCUGGACUCGGUGCUGGUGGCCGAGGACGGGGCUGUGAUCUUCGGGCCGCCCCCAGCCAAUGGCGCUUGCAACUCCUUCUUCCUGGCUCCCGAGGCAGCAGAGCAAAGGCUGGUCACUGAAAAGGCCUCCGUGUACUGUGUGGCUGCAGUCCUGUGGAUGGCAGCCAAGUUCACCGUCCCCCGAGGCCGCAAACUGGUCCUGCCUCGCAGGCUCAAAGCCCUCCUGCUGGACAUGGCGAGAUGCAGUGCCCAGGAGCGGCCGUCUGCAGCUGAGGUCAUCAAGAUAUGCAGCACUUACCUCCUCCAGCGAGGCAUGGACAGCAGAGAGAUUCUAGCUCACCUGAGGUCAUCCACCUGCAAGAUUCUCCAGGAGGAGGAGACUGUCCAUCUGCAAAGUGCUUUCUCUGCGGACCUGAGCCCCAGCAUGGCACCCGAUAGCUGGCCUGGCACAGGCAUUGUGCAGGUCAGCAACACCAGGCUCCUCGCCCUCCGGGGACCCACCUCCUGCCACAAUGGGGCCGCGCUGCUGCCUGCAGCACUCGCCUCCCAGGCCUCACACUUUAAGCCCACCAUCCUCAUGCCAGAUGCAGGUGUCCCCAGGGACAUGCUGGCCCUAUCCUCAGGUCUCCAGGAGAGGAGAGGCCAGCUGCUCGGGGAGGGCAGCAGGAAGCAGCCCCCUGAGGCCCACGGAGGGGCCAGCAGCCUGAGGACACCUGAGCAGUUGGCACCCAGCCCAGAACCCUUCAGAGAGUCAGGGCCCAGAGACUCAGUCCAGGGGCGCCCCUCCCCGCCACCCCUUGCCCCAGCCAGCCCUCCAGAGGUGCCAGCCCCGGAGCAAGCCUCAGACCCACUGGUCGCGCCUGGAGGCUCUGCAGGAGGCCCCGGAACCCACCCUCCAGGGCCCGGCGCAGCCCACCACGGCCUGAGUCGCCCAGCCGAGCCACCCAGGAGCACAGCCCCCGAGGGCCAGGGCCAAGAGCCUGAGGGCGCCCUGUCAGCCCCUCGAGGGUCCUCCCUGGCCUCUGCUGGUCCAGACAGCCCCAGGGAUGCCCCUGUCCAGGGGCAGGAUGACCGGGCCCCCGACAGUCACCCUGAGCAGCCCCAGCCAGUGGAUGGCAAGCUCUGCCCCUCCAGUGCGGACGCCUUGCCCCCGUCGACAAGGUCGGCCUGCCCAUCGCUGCAGGAGGCCACACGGCUCAUCCAGGAGGAGUUUGCCUUCGAUGGUUACCUGGACAAUGGGCUGGAGGCUCUGAUCAUGGGGGAAUAUAUUUAUGCCUUGCGAGAUCUAACCUAUGCCACCUUCUGUGGGGCCAUAUCAGAGAAGUUCUGUGACCUCUACUGGGGGGAGAAGCUGCUGCAGAAUCUUUUCCAAGUGGUGAACGGCAAGGUGUCACCCUCUGAGAGCAGAGCUCUGGAGGAGGCCGGGCCGCAACCCAUGGGCCAAAAGACCUGUGCUCCGAGUGACCGCUCACCGGGAGGCAGAAGGCCCUCGCUGCGCGGAGCAGGGAAGGAGAAGCCGGCCGCAACCCGCACCAGCCGAGGUCCCUGCCCGACCCCAUCACUGCCCCAGGUGGACGCAGACGAGCUCUCACGGGGUAACUUCGAGGUGGGAUUUCGGCCUCAGAAGUCGGUAAGAGCAGAGAGGGGGCAGCAGCCCGAGUCAGGACAGGCCCUGCAACAGGGUGGGGGCCCGGAGCCAGUCGGUGGGGCCUCAGACUCGGGGGCAGGGGCCCAGCUGGCCAGGCCUGAGGGAGGCGGCCCGGCCAUGAGCCCGAGCCCGGCUGAGUUCCAGAGCUGCAGGCCCGGCUGGCCCAGCGCCUUCUACGAGGCCGACUGCUUCAGCACUGACGUCCACAGCUACGUGGAGGAGCUGGCCCGGCAGAAAGCCAGCGGGGCCCCCGAUGCCAAUGCCCGCAGCCUGGCGUCCCUCCUGGAACCAGAGUGCCGGCAGGAGCUGGAGCAGCAGCUCAUGAUGGAGCAGAGAAACUACCGGAAGACUGUGAAGUUCCACCAGAAGCUCCUACAGAAGGAGAAACGGAAUAAAGGCUCCGAGGUGAAGACCAUACUGUCCAAGCUGAAAGGGCAGCUGGACGAGAUGAAAUCCAGGGUCCAGUUCCUCAGCCUGGUCAAGAAGUACCUGCAGGUCACGUAUGCUGAGCGGUGGGGCCUGGAGCCUUGCACCCUGCCCGUGAUUGUGAACCUCUCGGCAGCGCCCUGCGACACGCUGGACUUCAGCCCCCUGGACGAGUCCUCGUCCCUCAUUUUCUACAAUGUCAGCAAACACCCUCGCGGCGGCCGGCAGAGGAAGGCCCGCGUCCUGCAGGCAGGCACGCCCCUGGGGCUCAUGGCAUACCUCUACUCCAGCGAUGCCUUCCUGGAGGGCUAUGUGCAGCAGUUCCUGUACACCUUCCGAUACUUCUGCACACCCCAUGACUUCCUGCGGUUCCUCCUGGACCGCGUCGACGGCACCCUGUCCAGGGCUCACCAGGACCCCACCUCUACCUUCACCAAGAUCUACAGGAGGAGCCUCUGCCUCCUGCAGGCCUGGGUGGAGGACUGCUAUGCUGUGGACUUCACACUGGAUGCUGGGCUCCUGGGGAGGCUGCAGGACUUCAUCUCCUCCAAGAUCCUGCCCCUGGACGGCUCCGCUGAGCACCUUCUGGGCCUCCUGGAGGUAGGCACCGACUGCAGGUUUGAGGGUGCCCCACGCAGCUCAGACCCGGACAACCCCAAGGAGGCCGAGGAGGACACCAGGCCCCUCAAUGCCCUCUGUAAGAGGCUCUCAGAAGACAGCAUCUCCCGGAAGGGCUUCCCCUGGCGACUGUCCCGCGGCAGCGGGCCGGCCCUGCCCCACAAGGGGCACCAAUACACCAUCGCAUCAGCCCUGCCCAAGCCCUGCCUCUUCGAGGACUUCUACGGCCCCUAUGCCAGGGCCAGCGAGAAGGGGCCCUACUUCCUGACCGAGUACAGCACCCACCAGCUCUUCAGUCAGCUGACGCUCCUGCAGCAGGAAUUGUUUCAAAAGUGCCAUCCCGUCCACUUCCUAAAUUCACGGGCCCUGGGCGUCGUGGACAAGAGCGUGGCCGUCCCCAGAGCCAGCAGCUCCGAGCCUCUGUCAGCCAAAACCUGCAGCUUAUUUCCACCCAGCUGCAUGCAGGACAAGUACCUGUUACAGCUUUUGAGGAGUGCGGAUGACGUCAGCACCUGGGUGGCUGCCGAGAUCGUGACCAGCCACACCCCCAAGCUGCAGGUGGACCUGCUGUCCAAGUUUUUGCUGAUAGCGAAAUCUUGCUAUGAGCAGAGGAACUUUGCCACGGCCAUGCAGAUCCUGGGGGCCCUGGAGCACCUCGCCGUGAGGCAGGCCCCUGCCUGGAGGAUUUUACCCGCAAAGACAGCUGAGGUCAUGGAGGAGCUGAAGGCCGUGGAGGUCUUCCUCAAGAGCGACAGCCUGUGCCUGAUGGAAGGGCGGCGCUUCCGGGCCCAGCCCACUCUGCCCUCAGCCCGCCUCCUGGCCAUGCACGUCCAGCAGCUGGAGACGGGGGGCUUCACCAUGACCAAUGGGGCCCACAGGUGGAGCAAGCUCAGAAACAUCGCCAAGGUGGUGAGCCAGGUCCAUGCCUUCCAAGAGAACCCCUACACACUCGCCCCCGACCCCAAGCUUCAAUCCUACCUCAAGGAAAGGAUCGCGCGUUUCAGCGGAGUGGACAUUUCCAUUCUAGCAGCAGACAACAGGGCCACCUCCCACCAGAUCGCCAGCGACAAGCAUUCGAGGAAGAUUCAGGACAAGUUGCGGAGGAUGAAGGCCACGUUCCAGUAGCACAGGACAGCGGGUCUGGGCGUGGGAUUCCAAGCAGGGCAGGCCUGGGGUAGGAAGGGACCUGCUCCCGGCCCAGAGCCCCAGGACACUGCCACUUGGUGGGGACCCACAGCCCCCGGGGGAGCCGAGGCUCAGCCUGGCAGUGGGCACAUGCCAGCAGGGCACCAGAGACAGGCUCAGAGCAGCUCACCGAGGGGAAACACAGAUAGAGGGGAGGCUGGGGAUUCCUGCACCGUUGUGGCUUAAAUCUAAAAGCAGAAACAGAACUGAAGUGAGCCCCAGGGGCCUCACACCUCCCUACACCUCUCAGACCUCCCCGUGACCCAGCCCACCCCGGCCACAUGCCCAGCCGCCCUGACUCACUGUGUGUGAACUCACCCACUGAGCAGGGUUUUCACAAGGCUGGCCUAGGUCUGUCCAGCAACCAGGACCUAGACUGACCUCUGACCCCAAUACCAACCACAGGUUCCCGGGGUUUCCAGAACCUUCCACUGAAGCCUGAGGCUUCCCAUUGGUCAAGCCCCAACUUGGGGUCACACUCCUACUUCCAUUCCUACCUGCAACCCCAACUUCCCCUGACCACCUGGGGAAGCGGUUUCCAGAAAACCGCACCUGUGCCCCAGGCCAACACCUUCCUUGGCCAGGCCCCUGCCGUCCAGCUCGGCUCACGUCCUUCCCCCAGCAGGCCUGGUGUUGCCUCCGCCCACAGCCAGCAUCCUGCCGCUGGUAAACGCCUUGCAGCUCCUAACUGGCACCUCUGCAAGCCCCAGGGCCUCAGCGUGCCCAGUGUCCCGCCUCUGAUAGCAGCUCCUGGUGAGGCAGGCGUGCCUGGGCCCAGGCUCUGUUUCCCGGGAGGGCACGCAGGACACCACAGCAGCCCUGAAACAGGGGUUCCCUCCACCCCGUCUGGGGGCUGCAGCCUCUCCGCUUCAACAGCUGCAUGCGAUGCACGCGCCACACCAGGCUCCCGAACCUGCCCUCACUGGCACUUUGCCAGAACUAAGGGAAAACAAAGUUUGCUCCUUUCCAGGGUUCUGCUUCCAAACAGUGAGUGCUGAGCAUUUGCUCAGCAGGUGGCAGAUGCCCUCAGCCAGGGGCAUGGGGCCAGGACAGUGAGGUCACAUCCCACAACAGGGAGGACGUGCUUGCACUGCUAAUCCCUGCAAAACCCAAGAUUAUUCUCUAGAGUUUGGGAAUUAUGAUUCUUUAGAGCAACCAGCUAGUGGUACUUCUAGGAAAACUGUUAGUUGUGAUAAAAACACUGAAUUUUUAAUGUCAAGACAUGCUUUCCCACAUAAAUUCAUUUGAGACACACUGGUUCUGCUUAAAUGAAUAAAAGGGGACUUGGCCCCCUUGGCCACGCAAA
Messenger RNA from Manis javanica (Malayan pangolin), 6724 nucleotides. RefSeq names its product kinase non-catalytic C-lobe domain containing 1 (gene KNDC1). Gene Ontology annotation, molecular function: guanyl-nucleotide exchange factor activity. NCBI's taxonomy places the organism in Eukaryota, Metazoa, Chordata, Mammalia, Pholidota, Manidae. Gene Ontology annotation, cellular component: neuronal cell body; dendrite; guanyl-nucleotide exchange factor complex. The record is from RefSeq and is a predicted model, not a curated record. Gene Ontology annotation, biological process: small GTPase-mediated signal transduction; regulation of dendrite morphogenesis.